This is a messenger RNA of Oncorhynchus mykiss (rainbow trout), 2991 nucleotides long. RefSeq names its product serine protease FAM111A. Gene Ontology annotation, biological process: DNA replication. Gene Ontology annotation, cellular component: chromatin; nucleus. Lineage: Eukaryota; Metazoa; Chordata; Actinopteri; Salmoniformes; Salmonidae. The record is from RefSeq and is a predicted model, not a curated record.
CCGGAUACUUCCUCUAUGGCGAGACUAUUUAAACCACUGCCCGCGAAAAAAUACACGAAGGAUCGUCUUUCUGACGCCUUCUGAGAGGGUCUGCUGGUUUCAUUUAAUGUUAUUCUGCCCAGGUCAUCAACACAGCGUUUGAUACUAGUUUAUUCUGCUCACAGUUCGCGGGGACUGUCCUGUCGUUUUGGAAGAACUAUCCGCGUCUAUCAGGUGGCUGAUAUCCUGUUUUCUUCUCACGGUGACUGACAACUUCAUGGACAUUUAGAUUUUGGUAUCCUAAAACAUAUGAUACGAUUUUGAAUCAGCCCUAAUACUCUUCUGAAGUUGAUUUACCGUUCUCCUAGCAGCAGGAUAUUAUGCUGGCGGCACGAUUGCAGAUUUCUUCCCUUCAAAGUUUCCUCAUUACCAUACGGAAGUGGCAUCUUUGAUUGUGCUGCUGGCAGAAUUGAACUGUGCUGUUGCCUGAACAUAAAACCAUGGGAGAUCUAGGGCAGAAACAACAGAAACUGGACCCAUUUUUGAAGAAGAUUACUAGUCCAAGUAACACUUCAAACAACCAACAACAAACUCCUGACCAAUCUCCAGGAGCUGAUGCCAAGACUCAUCAGGGUAAAUCCUUCUGCAACCAGCCAGGAACAUCUCGCCAAUCUCAGGAUCCUCAUUUCAAGAAAGAAGCACAUGAUGAAAGCCAUUCCUUCCGAUACCGCUUCAAAUUCAAACAAUACAGUGUUACAUGCCAUACUCAUGGAACGGUCCUGGGUGCACUGCGAACAAGUGAGAUGUUCGAGAAUACGACAAAGAAAAAACAGGGGAUGGAAAUUGUCAUCCAAAGAGAGAAAGAGCCACGGGCAGCUGUCAGUACACAUUUCCCCUGCCAUUUAAUUGAUAACAAUGAGCUACUGACAGUCAGCUUCAUCAGGGUUCUAAAUGGUAGUUCUUCAGAUACCCGGGGCCUUUACAAACAGAGUAACCCACCAAAAAUACGACCUGACAAGUUGAUGACUUUCUGUGUUGAAACUGAGGGUGGAAAAGGUAUUAAAACGAAAGUAAUGAAAAACCCAGCGCUAAGGAAGAAUGUAAAGUAUGUUUGUGUGUACGCAUACAAAGGGGAAAAGGUGAAGCAAGCCUUGAGGAGAGAUGGGCGAUUUGAUAAAACCGUCUUUAAAACACGCUGUGUUCUUUCUGAGCCAGAGACCGGUGUCGACACAGAGAUGUCCCAGCUUGUUGAUGGUCUUGAUGGGAAAAGUCGUAAAGGUGAAAUGUUGAUUGUGAAGGUUAAACGUAUCGGUCGUGUAUCUCAGCCACAGCCAGAUAGUCUUGAGGAUUGGGACAACACACCAACUGAAGAGCUGUCCGUCCCCUCUGGUGUAACAUCGGAAGCAGCUCUCUCUCCUCAGAGUCCUACCACAACAGACACAGUUAAAACACAGUUGCAGUCAAAAGAGGCAGGAAAAGAUGGUAGUUCUCUGGUAGUGAAGCAAAAGAUUCCAAACUCUAAAGAGAUCCUAAGCAUCCUGCGUUCCCAAUAUGCAGGUUUGGUAGAUCACUUGAAAGAGAGAGAGAAUUUGAAAAAGCCUUCAGAUGUGCAACAAUUCUUGAGAGUAGAGUUUGGAAAGAAAACACAGAGCUUCCAAGAGGUGAAGAAAGUGAAGAGACUAAUAGAGCUGAGUGCUUCUGUUUGUCAGGUGAGAAUUGAAGGGAAUGCAAAAGGAACUGGCUUCCUUCUGUUUGAAAAGUUCAUCCUUACAAACGCCCAUGUUGUCCAUCAAAUCUAUGAGCCGAUAACUAACAAGCUGCAACAAUCGGUAACAGUCACGUUUGACUUUGAAGACCUGGAUGAGAGAACGCAGCAGAUACCAGUGCAAAGUGAGGUUGUAGCCUAUGGAAAAGUUGAUUCUGGGAAUCUUGACUUUGCUUUGCUGGAGCUUAGCUCAGAUCCUGACAUCACUUUGCCUUCAAGCUUGCUUGACAUCUUCAGCUUUCCGUCUCUAGAGGGUGGAAUCUGCAUCGUCGGCCACCCCGAGGGCGGGGUGAAAAAGACAGACCCCUGCUUUAUCAUUCAAUAUGGAGAUCGUAAACAAGCUGUAGAAAAACAUGUAACAGAAAAUGAGGAAUUCUUAUAUGUUAUAAACAACAGAUAUUUUGAGGAGAAAUGGGACAUCGACACACGUCUACCGAGGGACACAGAAAAGAUUACCUAUGACACCUGUUUCUUCCACGGUGCCUCUGGCUCUCCAGUCUUCAAUGAGUACUGCCAGCUGAUCGCUAUGCAUACAGCAGGCUACUCCUACCAGGGUAAAAGAGGGAAAACCCAGAGUGUCAUAGAGUAUGCCAUUCCCCUGUCAGGCAUACUUGAGGAGAUCAUCAUUCAAGCGGUGCGUAGGAAAAGAGUUGAUGUGCUACAGGAAUUCCUGAGCCAGAGGAGUAUGAAAUUAGACGUAGUGAUGGAAAGAGUCGAGGCACAGUCUGAUAAUGCCAGCCUGGUCAAGGCAUUUCAGGAGAAGCUGCCGUUUAACAGUAACUCUUCGGCUACAGAUCAGAGAACCUUCCACCAGUUCCUCUUUGAUAAAGCCACAGGGGUCGAAGCCACAGGGGUCGAAGCCACAGGGGUCGACGCCACAGGGGUCGAAGCCACAGGGGUCGAAGCCACAGGGGUCGAAGCCACAGGGGUCGAAGCCACAGGGGUCGAAGCCACAGGGGUCGAAGCCAUGGAGGUGGAUGAUGACCAGUGGUGGAAAAAGUGCCCAGUUGUCUUGACUUGAGUAAAGAUACCUUUUAAUAGAAAGUGACUCCAGUGAAAGUGGGAGUCGCCCAGUAAAAUACUUCUUAAGUAAAAGUCCAAAAGUAUUUAGUUUAAAAUAGCCUUAAAUAUCAAAAGUAAAUAAUUUCAAAUUCCUUACGGUUAAGCAAAGCAGACGGCACCAUUUUCUUGUUUUGAAAAUGUAUGGAUCGCCAGGGGCACACUCAGACAACAUUAAAACACUAAAA